AUGUUUUUAUCCUGUUUUAAACAAAAAUUCAGGUUCCUCAGAAGACAAUUCUCAAUCAGAAGAACCAUCACAACCAAGAAAAAAGAAAUUCUCGCAAAAUGUCUUGAUUCAAAUAACAACAAAGAACAGGAAGCGAAAGAAAAAUUGCAAACUUCUAAAAGUCCAGAUUCUCGUUUGGAUGCUGCUCGCUUUCGUUAUGUCAAUGAACAACUUUAUACACAUCCUUCAACAAGUGCUGUUCAACUCUUUAAGGAAGAUCCGAAUGUAUUUGAAGCUUAUCACAGAGGAUAUAAACAGCAGCUAAAAAAAUGGCCGUUCAAUCCAUUAAAUUCAAUACUUCUCGACCUUUCUUCACUUCCUCCUGGUAGUGUUAUUGCUGAUUUGGGAUGUGGUGAGGCAGAAUUAGCAGAACGUUUAGGUUCAAAAUAUAAGGUGCAUUCUUUUGAUUUGGUUUCUUUAAAUGAAAGGGUUGUUGUUGCUGAUAUGGCAAAAAUUCCUUUGGCUAGGGAAUCUGUUGAUGUUUGCGUUUAUUGUUUGUCUUUAAUGGGAACAAAUUUGGCUCAUUUUUUUCGUGAAGCGCACAGAGUUUUAAAAAUGAACGGGAAAGUGAAAAUUGUUGAAGUUACUAGCCGAUUCAAAAAUAUUAAAAAAUUCAUUGAUGCACUUGGAAAAAUGGGUUUUCAAUUAAAGAGAAAGAAAGAAUUAGACGGUAAAUACUUUACUGCAUUAACUCUUCAAAAGAUUGGCAGAUUUGUGAAUAAACGACCGUUAGGUCUUCAAUUAGAUCCGUGCCUUUAUAAGAAACGUUAA
Molecule: messenger RNA, 810 nt
Organism: Meloidogyne enterolobii
Lineage: Eukaryota; Metazoa; Nematoda; Chromadorea; Rhabditida; Meloidogynidae
Source: the annotation of a GenBank genome assembly